Messenger RNA from Entamoeba invadens IP1, 2730 nucleotides. RefSeq lists its product as hypothetical. The coding region runs from base 1 to 2730 and encodes 909 amino acids. NCBI's taxonomy places the organism in Eukaryota, Evosea, Mastigamoebida, Endamoebidae. The record is from RefSeq and is a predicted model, not a curated record. The transcript has a single exon.
AUGUCAAGCUCCACACCUCAGCAAUCCGAACAACCUGAUAAGGAUAAAAAGGUCGGUGUCAUAAGCCGGAUGAAGAAAGCUGGAUUUGACCCGAUUUCGAAUAAGAUUAUGCAAAGUAUGAGUGCAAUAAAAGUCACAAAGCUAACCUCCACUUUGAAGUUCCAUAAAUCACCCAAACACACACUGGUUAAAAUUUUUCAUGUUUUACAAAGUUCGUACAUCGCCAGCUUUAUAUUAUCAAUCGACUUUAUUCUCAGUUUGUCGUUGUGUGUGACGCAUGUUAUUACAACGUACUUUACCGAUAAAAAUGUUUUGAACAACUUCUUGUUUUACGACUUUAUAGUGAAUUGCUACUUUCUUGCUACCACUUUCUAUCAAAUGGUGCUCUUUAUUUUCAAAAGACAGGCGAGUGCGUUUGUGGCAAUGAUUAUGUGUGUCAUUACAUUUAUACCAAUUUGUUAUUAUCAAGUCACUGAAGAGAGUAUAUUCAAGAAUUGGAGUGAACACUCUCAUAUAUAUUCUUUGAGUUUUGUUCGUAUCAUAUACAGCAAUGUCCUUCUUGGAACCAUUAUCAACUUCUUAUGGGUUGGUAAAGACCAAAAAUUUUAUGACAUUGUAUCCACAGCUGUUAAAGCGUUAUUCACGAUAUUCACACUCUUAUUUUUUUCCUCGAAUUUGUUCCACUUCCUUGAAGGUUUUGAUCCGGAGUCUGCGUAUCACGAGUGGCACAAUUGUAUCUAUUUUUGUGUGGUGACUGUUACAACAGUUGGUUAUGGUGACAUAGCUCCCAAGUCUUUACUUGGCAAGAUAUAUUGUAUAUUUUAUAUCAUUAUGUUCUUCGUCAUCUUUCCAGUCUAUGUGACCAAACUCACAUCUUCGCUAUUCUCGUGGAAAAAGAAGAAGACGUAUAAAUUCAUGAAAAACCACUUUGUGUAUACUGGUGAUGUUGAGGUCCUUCCUCUAUUAGUGAAUUAUCUUAAAACGGAUUUGGUUGCAAUUCUUCCUACCUUCACAUGUGAUCCCGUGCAAAAACGGGCGUAUAAAUGGCACUUCUAUGAAGGUGAGAGUUCUGACGAAUUAGAUCUUAAAAACAUUGCAGUUGCAAGAGCGAAACGAGUCAUGGUUACUUCGGAUGGCGAUGAUAUGCUGACGUAUUUACGAUGUGAAUUAAUACGAUCAUACUCCAAAAGUUAUAUUGUGUGUUAUUUGAAGAAUGAUUACAUGAACGACCUGUUUUCCCGUCUUUCAGUGGAUGUUAUCAAUGAAUCAAAUAUGUUAGUUCUAAUGGUCGGUGAAAUUUGUACAACACACUACAUUGAGGCGUUUCAAUCAAUGUUUUCGAUGACCAACAAACCACAUGUGAACAUUUUGAGAAGCAUGAAAGUGCCACAACAGUCUGUUGGCAAAGAGUGUCGAGAAAUUGUUAAGGCCAUGUUACUCGACUUUUCAGUCCUUGUGGUGAGUAUUGAAAUUGAUGGCAACAUGGAGUACUUUGACUCAAUGAAACUGGUCACAAACGACUCGUACAUGUUUGUACUCUGCACACUAAACAAGUACACAAAACUUCGGAAUCAGAUGAAAGACGCCAAAGAGAAAACAAAGAAGAGCAAAAAGUCUCAAAAGGACAAGUCUAUUGACAAACCCAAAUCAAUGAAGACACAGAUGAUUGCUGACAACGCUAAUGAUGAGAAUAUACAAACAACAAAGGACCAAGAAGACACAAAGGUGGAAACAAUUACUAAGUUUGAAGGAGACAAACACUUUGUUAUAUUUGGAUAUCAUGAAGGUGUGUUUCUGGUCUUAGAGAAGCUCCGAGAAAGAACGAAGAGCUCCUUAGUCGUCGUUGUUGAAAAUUUGGAAGCAAUUCAGAAGGAUUGGAAACGCAUUAAACAACUUGGAAACGUCUUUGUAUAUAUUGGGGAUGUGUUAUCAUUAACUACGUAUACUAAGGUCAAACUUGCGAAGUCAAUUGGUGUUUCUGUGAUGUCUUUUGACCCGAAAAUAGACUCAAAGACUAUUGUGGUGACCAAACUAAUUCAAGGAUUUAUUAAUGAGAGCAGAGAGGAAGAAACAUAUCAACAAAACCACUACAUCCACAUCACAUGUGAAAUUAACGACUUUUCCAAUUCGAAAUUUGUGAAACGGUUUGCUAGUCCGUUUUCUAAGAAUUGCAUAUAUGAGAUGUUGAGUAAUAUGUGUUAUUAUAAAAAGAACAGCCAUGUGUGGAACGACUUAAUUGGUGUGACAGGAACAUACGGUAUUACCAAGGUGGAUGUCCCUGAUGAAUUGGUUGGUGCACAGUUUAGUGAGAUGUUUGGUUUGUUGUUUGAGAAUGGGAUAAAGUGUCUGGGUGUUUUAAAGAGUAAAGGGAAUAAAGGUGUCAGAAGUCUUGUCAUCAAGAAAAAGAUGGUACUUGAGAAAGAUGACGAAGUCUUUUGUAUUGUUGGGAUCAAACAGAUUGAAAAGUGCAACGAGCAGAUUAAGGCAAUUUCAGUUGGGAGCGAAGAUGGAGAGAUCGAAAGAAAACCAACAAAGAUGCACACAAUCAAUACAGCCGUCUGUACUGAAAAGGAUUCAAUUUUUGAUAAAGAAGCACAAACCACAAAGGACCAAAUCGUUGUGAAAGUUGAAGACUCCGACGACGACAAGAGUGAAGAUAGCGAACAGAUGGGUACUAAGAACAGACUAAACGAAAAGUCAGUUUCUUCUGAAGAAGGAUCUUGUGACUAG